Molecule: messenger RNA, 3334 nt
Organism: Thrips palmi
Lineage: Eukaryota; Metazoa; Arthropoda; Insecta; Thysanoptera; Thripidae
Product: ras-related protein Rac1
Exons: 6
Coding region: 296-874 (192 amino acids)
Biological process (GO): small GTPase-mediated signal transduction; regulation of actin cytoskeleton organization; motor neuron axon guidance
Cellular component (GO): dendritic spine; plasma membrane; cytoskeleton
Molecular function (GO): GTP binding; GTPase activity; protein kinase binding
Source: RefSeq, a predicted model, not a curated record
CGAAUCAAAAUUUCAGCGGCCAGUCUGAGUCUAGGUGGUGGUGCCACAGAUACCGUGCGGUCAUCCAAUUUAAUUAAUUUGCUUUUGGUUGGAAAGCAAUUGUUAACUGGAACAGUGGUAAAACUUUGCGCGAAUUGUGUGCUAAAGACGCUUGUCUUCGCUGCCUUGUCCAAGGCUGUUGUGCUAGAGAAUUCUGCCUGAAGGUUGGGCAGCCCUCCUCACCCCUUUUUCGGGACGGUCUACUCUUCAUCCGCGUACGCCUAUCUUCUGGAUUUCUUGAAAAUUCCGUUUCAAAAUGCAAGCCAUCAAGUGUGUUGUGGUGGGUGACGGUGCUGUGGGUAAAACUUGCCUCCUCAUCAGUUACACAACCAAUGCCUUCCCUGGAGAGUAUAUUCCCACUGUGUUUGACAACUAUUCUGCUAAUGUUAUGGUAGAUGGAAAGCCUAUUAAUUUAGGUCUGUGGGAUACAGCUGGUCAAGAAGAUUACGAUCGACUGCGACCCCUAUCAUAUCCUCAAACGGAUGUGUUCCUCAUAUGCUUUUCGCUCGUAAAUCCAGCAUCGUUUGAAAACGUCCGAGCAAAGUGGUACCCUGAAGUGCGGCAUCACUGUCCAAGCACUCCAAUCAUUUUGGUUGGUACAAAGCUUGAUCUUCGAGAUGACAAAGACACAAAUGAAAAAUUGAAAGAAAAGAAACUGGCCCCAAUUACCUACCCACAAGGGUUGUCUAUGGCUAAAGAUAUUGGUGCUGUGAAAUAUCUUGAAUGCAGUGCACUUACUCAGAAAGGAUUGAAGACUGUGUUUGAUGAAGCAAUCCGUGCUGUUCUCUGUCCAGUUAUGCCUGUGGCAAAGAGGAGGAAAUGUACUCUACUCUAAAGGAUGGAAUUGAUCAUCGGUUUGUAGGAGAUGGUUUAUUUUACCAUAGAGAGAAGACUUAACUUGGAUUUAUAUAUUUAAAAAGGAAAUUUUGUGUUAAAUCUCUCUGGUAAAAGUAAGAAAUCUUAUCCUCCUCUUUGAGAAAAGUAAAACUGUUUGACUGUGAUUCCUAGAAAGAAAUCCUUUUGGCUGGAAUCUAAGGCAUGUGAAUCCCGUGUUAGCGGGGAUGGCCUCACUGAUCCAUAUUAAAUUUGUGGAAUUCAUUCUGUCCGAUAAUUUUAUUGUAACUCGUAUCAGGGAACAAUCCAACACUUAACAAUUUUCUAGCUGUUGAUUGGGCCUACUAGGGUUCGGGAGGGGACGGGGGGGAGAGAGAUAUCUUGUUAUCUCUGUUACCUUUGUGGAUCAUUUUCGGUAAUCAUAUCUGUUUGUGAAUAGUGUGUAGGUGUGGGUGUGUAUUCAGUAGUGAGUCACAACUGAAAUGAUGAAUGUUAUAGUCUUGCUUUAAUCAGUGCUUUUGUCACUGUUAUGUGAUAGCACAAAUUUUGUUAACUUGUUAGUGCACUGGAAUGACGUGGUUUGGGUGCAUUACUUACUUAGCAUCUUGAUUUCAAAUGUGGCAUGCUAAUUUUAAAAAAAAAAACUACUUGUUUUGUUCUUGUAGUUAUUUGCAUCGUUUUCUUGAUGGGCACCCAAUCUUUAUUGUUUUUUUUUUCAUACUUUCUUCCAAAAGACUCUUUAUUGUACAAUUUUCACUGCCAUACCUCCUUUUCCAAGCUUCCCUAAAUUGAAUCAAUUUCAUUACCAUACUGACUGUUUUUUUUUAAAUUGGUUAUCAGGGGCUGCAAACCUUAAGCAGUCUGUGUUACUGUAAACAUUCUUCACUUGCCUACUGUUAUAAGGUUUGUGUGAUAUUUAAGCUAAACUAAGAGACACUUGUUUGUCUUUUCUUCACAUUUACCUACCUGGUCAUUUUAAAAUUAUGCCACAAAGAGUCAAGGCAGAAAGCACUCUAGAGACUGAAACAAAGAUAAUUUGCUUUUAAAUACUGUAGUAAAAUGAAAUAGUAGUUUAGAAAUGAACACAUGGAACGUUCUACUGCACAAAGAUAUGCACUUGACAGUUACCAAAUUCCAAAAGAGAGUGAAAUUUGUCAUGUAGUUAGGACUUGACUUGUUUGUAUUUCUUAAAUAUUUGUAUCUUUCAUACCCACAUCUGCCCACUUCGUUGAGUUUUUUUUCCUUUCAAAGAGUAGUUGUUCCCCUUUUCAUUGUUUCUUUUUCAAAAUGAUGUUCUUGAGACUAAUUUGUCUUUAUUCUACUUAUAAGGUCGAACUAAUGUACCAAUCACAUUUUGGGUUCUUUCAAAAGAUGUGAAACCCUUAGGGAUCCUACAAUUAUAAAAUGCUUUACAUCUUCAAUCUUGUUAUCAUAAUCUUUUGGCAUUCAGUUUCAAGAGGAACUUUGUGAGAAGAGAAAUGGAAUAUAGUUUUGUAGCCUUGACUUUUUAAUUACCUGUACGCCACAAAUUAAAGCUUUCUACUGUUUUCACGAUUUCCACCUAAAGACUGGAGUGAGAGAAUACCCGAUUUAAUCAUUGUUCUACUUUAAAUUAAUCUUAUCAAACCUGAAAACUAAGAACAUAGGGAAAGACUUUACCAUUACUGACUUCAAAUAUGUUGUGUAGUGACUGGAAUGUCUUCAAGAUGUCAUGGUCAAUUUGUGGGUCUAAUGGCCAUUGAUGUUUUUGCUUUCAGUAUCCCUCCAAACUUUUCUGUUGUCAAGCAAAUAUUAAUGCAUCUCAACUGCUUGAAAACCAAGUAUGGCUUAAACUAGAAGAUGUGAUGUGUGGUUUUUUUUGUCAUUGUUUUUUCCCCCCCUUUCAAACAAUGUGCUUCCCCUCGACUGUACAAUUAGUAGAUUUGGAUGUCGUUUCCAGCAGUUAACUUCCAUACAGUACUUUUCAUCAUUUGGCACCUUCAACUGGGUAAUAAAUUUGCUUUUCUGAUGUGGGUACCCUUAUUUCUAGAAACUGUUUUGUUCUGGGCAUACCACAGCUAAUUGGUGAUACAAAGCCCUAUAGUAAGAUAAUAUUUUGAAGGGUUGUUUGUUUGCAUAAUUGUUGUAGAGAGAUUUAUUUUAUUUUAAAAUAUAUAUACAUUAUGUUACUCUUCUGUUUUAUCUUAUGAAGCUACUGAUUCUUCAUCUUUGUAAUUUGUAUUAAUGAGACAAAUUAAUCCUGUUUAUCUUUUUUUCCUGCUUCAAAUUUAUAAAGCGUGUAUACUUUAUUGUGCUGCAUUGAAGUGUUUUCUUUUUUCCCCACCUUCUUUAAAGGUAGGUUAGUAAACUAGGUUGUCUUAAUUCAUCGACUUCUGAGGUUUCACUUGUUUGAAAUUCUUCUGUUAACGACUAAUGUGAAUUCUAGGUCAUUAGCGCAUUAGCAAAUGUUUCAAUUCUGCAA